Molecule: messenger RNA, 3472 nt
Organism: Eleginops maclovinus (Patagonian blennie)
Lineage: Eukaryota; Metazoa; Chordata; Actinopteri; Perciformes; Eleginopidae
Gene: tox
Product: thymocyte selection-associated high mobility group box
Exons: 10
Coding region: 496-2430 (644 amino acids)
Biological process (GO): regulation of transcription by RNA polymerase II; leukocyte differentiation
Cellular component (GO): nucleus
Molecular function (GO): chromatin DNA binding
Source: RefSeq, a predicted model, not a curated record
CACGGCACCGAGCACACGCGCGGCAGCAGCAAGAGCAGCGGAGGAACAUCAGAUAACAGUCCCAAACCUGGACAGACAGGGUCCAACAACGUCCCCUGUCCGAAAACAAAUAACACUACUGGAUACAUGCUACGAUAGAAGAAGGGAAAACGAAGUUUGUUUUUAACGCCAGGUAUUGAAGAAGUGGGUUUACCGGGAAGUUUGCUCCUCGCAGCAGCAGCAACUGGAGCAUAAAGCCGGUGUGGAGCGGACAGCAUCUGUCUAUACUCCACUUUCUCCAUAUGCUUGGUUCAGGCUAACGCGUCUACUUGAAACUGCUUUUAUUCAACAAAAGAACCGUGUUUAUUUAUCCUUGAUUUUUUUCGCUCAGGGACAAUCAGAACAUAUCUAACUUUGUUUAAAAACAACGUCAAGGUGUUCAGUGAUUCACAUAGAUAAAAGAAGAGAGAAGACCGCAGGGAGGAACAGACGGGAGAAGUGGAUGUAUUUUGGGCCAUGGAUGUAACAGUUUACCCGCCUCCUCCUCAGUCUCUGACCGCGUCAGACCACACCGGGCUGGGGCAACACUCCUACCCGGACCCGGCCUUUGGGACCAACAAGCUGGAUGGGGACACCAUGUUCAUGGGUAUGCCAGAAGCCGGCCAUGACUUUGCAUCAUCCAAUCAGUUUCGUGUGCCGCAGCCCCCCCACCCUCUCAGCAAGGGGACGCCCUCCAACCAGCCCUCCCAGCACUGGAGGAGGGACACACACAUGGCCGACACACACCGUCUGCCCUGGUCCUACUCAGUGGGUGGUUUGGGCGACGAUGACUUCAACAUUCCCCCCAUCAAUCCCCCAACCCUGCCAGAGCACAUGCUGCACCCCCAUCUCCCCCACGAUUCCCGCUCUGGACCGUACCACCAAAUGGACCCCCCCUCCAGGUCAGCACCGCACCACCCCUACCAGCUUCAGGGCAUGGAUUUGCCCGGCAUGUCCAGUGGCCAAGAUGGAAACGCUUUGCUGAGCCAGGAUGGAGGCGCAUUCAGUCCAGACGGGGGCCCGAUGGCCAGCACCCUGUCUGUGAUGCAGCAGAUGGUGAACUCUGACUCACGCUUCACCAGCAGCCAACAGCCAAUCGAAGCUGCGCUCGGACCCAGGAGCCAAUCGGGCAUGAGCCAGCAAAGUCAGCUGUCCACCAUCAACCAAUCCCAGCUGGGGCUAAGUGGGAACGCUGCUACCCAUAAUUCUCCUUCACCCCCUGGAAGUAAAUCAGCCACACCGUCCCCGUCCAGCUCAGCACAUGAGGACGACAAUGAUGAUGGACUCAGGCUGGUCAGUUCAGCAGAGAAGAGGCCAGCUAAUGUGGACAUUGCCAAGAAACCAAAAACACCAAAGAAGAAGAAGCGCAAGGACCCCAAUGAGCCAGUGAAGCCAGUUUCCGCCUACGCCCUGUUCUUCAGGGACACCCAAGCCAACAUCAAGGCCCAGAACCCCAACGCUACCUUCGGGGAGGUGUCCAAGAUCGUGGCCUCCAUGUGGGACGGCUUGGGGGAGGAAGAGAAACAGGAGUACAAGAAGAGGACGGAGACAGCUAAGAAGGAGUAUCUGAAACAACUGGCUGCCUACAGAGCCAGCCUGGUCUCACAGAGCUACAACGAUCCGUCUGAAAUGAAGCCCCCCCACUCUUCCUCCAUACCUUCCUCUUCCUCUACCUCAAUGUAUAGCCCUAAGCCUUCAGUUUACCCCGGCCACCCAGGCCAGCACCACUCCUCCAACCCACUGGCCCACCCCCACUCUCACUCUCACCCCCACUCUCACCCUCACCCUCACUCCCUACCUUCCCACCAGCACUCAAGCAUGUACAUGCCGUACCCUCACCAGUCGCACCCUUCCCACGCCUCCAGCCCCGGCCUCAGCCCGCACCUGCCCCCCCCUCACACCCAGAUGCACCCCCAGCUCCAGGCCCUGUCCUCCAGAGGGACAGUGCCACGGCCCAGCGUGCCCCCCCACCAGGGAGCUCUGUCCCUGGGCAGCAUGGCGGCGUCCAGCCCUCCGCUCCAGGUCAGCCCCCCCCUCCACAGCCAGGCACACCUGGGGGGGCUGCACAGUCCCCACCAGCAGCACCAGCAGCACCAGCAGCAUCACCAACAUCACCAGCAUCACCAGCAGCAGCAGCAGCACCAGCAGCAGCACCAGCACCAGCAGCUCAGUGGACACUCUAUGGGGAUGACACACUCACCAGGAAUCCCACAGGGCUACCACCCCUCCCUCCACCCGGACUACCAGCAGCUAGGAGGAGCCAUGCUGAAUGGAGGAGCAGUGAUGUCAUCAUCGGUGGACUACCAUCAGCUGGGUCGACACACGCAGAACCACCACCCCUCUCUGGACUGGAGUAAUGAUUACCAUGGCAACAGCGGCCUGCAGAGAGACAAGCCUCUCUAUCUGAGCUAAUCUCAGGACUCCAGACUUCAGCAAGCCCUUCCACUGCCACACCACCAACCUCCAGCCUCAUGAACCAGGAGGACCCCCCCCCCCCCCCCCCCCCCCCGAACACACUGAGGUCCAGCGCUUCAGAGCCAGGAAGCAGAGGGGCAUCAGUGUGUGUCCCUGCAGAGUUUUAUGUCCCAGGGCUGUCUCUCUCUACAUGCUCUGAGUUUAAAGUUUAGGAGAGGUUUGCAGGUCCUGUGCUGUGAAACAUGUUAACAGGUGUAUAUAUACCCCCCCCCCCCUCACAUUUUGUAUCCAAAGGCUCCUGAGCGGCUGUAAAUGACUAUAACAUUAUAGUUUGAUCUGUCCAUUUGAAGCCAAGACGUUUGUCCUCUCUGACCUCACCGCCGCACCAACAGUAGGUUGAUAACCAAAUAACACACACGUUGUGUUUCCCCGCCCAUUCUUUAAUGAUGAAAUGUAAGCAUUGGAUCUGAAGUAGUGCACAGAGUGAAGAUGACUGAGUUCACCCUGUUGCCGACAGAGAGGCAGCGGCUGUGAAUAAUAAUGAUAAUAAUAAUAAUAAUUGUGUACGAUUAAAGAAAUGUCCUUGUUGUCUUGCAGUGAGGCUCAGAUCUGCAGGGUAGAAACUCUAUGUAUUUUAGUCCUUAAAAUAAUGAAAUGUCAAACAAUUCUUUGUUUAAAAAAAAGAAAAGUACUCCUUUGUGCGAUGACAGCUCCUCCUCCUGGCAUAUGUCUGUUGAUGAUAUUGAUUUGGAUCCAAACUGUGUGUGUGAAGUGUUAAUGAGAGUGUGUGAUGGGUUGCAUGGUCUCUUUUAUCCUCUCUUUUUCUCUGUGCUCAGAGGCUAUUUAAGAAACGCUCCGUGCUGCGGGGCGGGCUGUUUUAAUGUUGUUUUUUAAUCAAAUCCAGUUUUGUUUUAGUGUUAAUGAUGAUGCUCUGUAUCUCUUUGUAUUCAUGUGUUUUUUGGCAGAUGAAAGGACUCUGGGCAACAACAACCAUGAAGAUUUUCUUAUUUUUAGAUUCUAAUAAUGUGUUUGAAUAAAG